AUGAUUGCACGUAAUCAUGACAACAUUGCUACUGAUAGUUCAUUCUCUCCAUUAUUAAAACACCAAGAAAGUAUAAUAAACUGGUGCAUUAAGCCAGUUCCACAGGAUAAGCAAAGCAAAAUAAAUAAAAAACUCCUCGAUGCUAUUAUUUAUAGUAACCUUCCCUUUAAGAUCGCUGAUAAUCCAUAUUUCCUCGAAUUUCUUGCCGAAUUGGCACCAAAUUACAAUCCUCCCUCUGCUUGCAUGUUGCCAUCCUUGGAGUUGGCAAAAACCUGGGGUUUUGAUAAAAGAGAAAUGAUACUUUUACUUAAAGAGCUUAUUGGUUAUCAAAACGGUGAUGCAUCUUUUGAUAAUCUAAGAAAUAUUAAGAAUAUUAAUCCUAGGAAUUUCUGGACCAAGUUCUCUGGAGGUUCUCCACUUCUCCAGCAUUUUGCUAUAAAAGUAUUCGCAAUCAUUCCACAUAUAGCAGCCGUCAAACAUUUAUUCUCUAGUCUAGGACUAGUGAAAACAAAAUUACAAAAUAGAAUAUCUAAAGUGAAUGAUCAAGAUUUCGAAAAUUCUAUGAAUAAUAAUGUUGAAAAUGCUGAUGCUAACCCCUAUUUCAAAGAAGAAUUAGAUGAAGAGUUUUUACAAAUUAGCAUUAAUGAAGUAAAUAUGGAGAUGAAUAAUGAGAAUAAGUUAGCAAUAAAUACUUUUUUUAAUGCUGAUACAUUCGAACAGAAUCAAAUAGAAACAGAUAAUGAAAACUUGGUGACUUAUUAUCAAAGACCUGCUAAUAGUGUUGAAGAUUGGUCAAUCGAUGAUAUAUAUUUUCAAAUUUAA
Molecule: messenger RNA, 822 nt
Organism: Dentiscutata heterogama
Lineage: Eukaryota; Fungi; Glomeromycota; Glomeromycetes; Diversisporales; Gigasporaceae
Source: the annotation of a GenBank genome assembly